GCCGAUGGGCUCUGAGCCUAAGAGUCCAAGACUUAGAGACCUACCUGACAGAGAGCUUCGCAGGCGACGGCCAUGGCGGACGACCCCCACUUCGAGGUAGGCGACGAGGUGGAGGUCACCUCCCCAAUCCACAACAUGCGCGGCACCACAUUCCAGGCGAAAAUCGUCGCCAUGUCGAGAACAAAAUCGAAAUUCAAAGUAGAGUACAACAGAGUGAAGGCCCGGAUCGAUCGCAAGAUCAGCGGCGGCCACAAGGGCGGCAAGGCGGCGCUGAGGGAAGAGGUCGACGCGGCUCUCCUCCGGCCUCCUCCGCCGCGAGAAAACGACUACCGGUUCAAAUUGGGCGACGUGGUGGACGCCUUCUUUUGCGGCGGGUGGUGGGAGGGCGUCGUGGUCAGUGAUGUUUUGGUGGACAACACGCUUGGGGUUUACUUCCGGUUCGCCAAGGAGAAGUUUGAGUUCGAGCCCGAGGAGCUGCGGCUUCACCGAGAGUGGGUAGAGGGGUCCUGGGUCCCACCUCUUCAACAAGGAGAUGUCUUAGAUGCCAAAGAACCAAAGACUCAGAUGAAGGAGGAAUUGAUGGAAGGAACAACGGUUGAGGUUUGCACUGAUGAAGAUGGAUUUCAAGGCGCUUGGUUUGCUGCAAAUAUUGUCAAAGUAAUGGAGAAGAAUAAGUUUUUCAUUCGAUACAAGACAAUAAAGACAGAUGACAAGAAGGAGUUGUUGACGGAAGAGGUCGAUGCAGAGCACAUAAGGCCUCGUCCUCCAAAAGUGGUUGCGGCUGAAAGUUUCAGUCUGACGGAAGAGGUUGAUGCUUUCUAUAAUGAUGGCUGGUGGGAAGGUGUGAUUCGCAAGGUCCUUCCCGGGCGAAGGUACAAAGUUUACUUCAAAGGUACAGAUGAUGAACUGAUGUUUCAGCACUCCGAUUUGAGGCCACGCCAAGAUUGGAUGGAUAGAACAUGGGUUAUGGCUUCUCAGGCAUUGAAGCAUUGAGUUCUUAUCGUGAAAGCAUUCCAUCGGGAGGUGGUGGACAUUUUUUGUGGGGUUCUUGGCACGCCUGGUAGUAGACUCCAGAGUCGUCGUUGGAUUUGCUUGCGAUUUCUUGUGUAGUUUUUGAAAGAGAGAGCACUAACUUACCAGCGCGUUUUGCUGCUCAAUCGUACGGAAUUAGUAGGAGUUUUUGCAGAGAUUAUGAUUUGUGAUUCUUGUUUUGGUGGAUAUUAUGAUCUGGAAUUGAACAAUCUGAUUUUGAUGUGAAUGAACAAUUCAAGGGGACUUGGAUCCAAA
Pyrus x bretschneideri (Chinese white pear) is the source of this 1287-nucleotide messenger RNA. Its product is annotated as protein AGENET DOMAIN (AGD)-CONTAINING P1. The coding region runs from base 73 to 993 and encodes 306 amino acids. The transcript has 3 exons. Lineage: Eukaryota; Viridiplantae; Streptophyta; Magnoliopsida; Rosales; Rosaceae. The record is from RefSeq and is a predicted model, not a curated record.